AUGAGUCCCGUUGGUGACGCCCUGUUGGGAAAUGAUGUCGACUUUCACCCUCCCUUUCCGUCCGACAAAGCCGACUACUUGCAAGCUACAGUAUUGCAGGGUCUAAGCUCUGCGAGUGCUAGGGUUAUUCUGUAUUCUGUAGAGAGUCCAUCAGCAACGGUCACAGUCAGUCCUGCUGUGAUGAACCCGCAAAAGUUGCCAGCAGGUUCGAGAUACUCAACGUUCAAACUUGCGGUGUACGAUCCCUCGAUCCGAGAGACGUUCAAUUAUAGCAAUCCAGCAAGAAUAGCGUCGUUGCUAAGUAAGAGCGCGGUCUCUACUUUCCGCAACAAUUCGAAUAUGAGCCACUCAGCAUUAUCAGAUUAUGAGGACCAUGACGAAGAGGAAGACGAGUGCCGCGUGUGCCGCGGUCCAGAGGAAGAAGGACGACCCUUAUUUAAACCUUGCAAAUGCUCCGGGAGUAUCGGUCUGACGCAUCAGGAUUGCUUGCAAUCCUGGCUUGAGGUGCAGCGAGGCGACGGCCGGUGCGAGCUAUGUCACACUGAAUUUCGCUUUGCUCCUCAAUACGACAAUGAUGCCCCCGAGCGAUUGCCCGCUUCUCAAGUUGUCUUGAGCUUGAUGCGACAGUUUUUCUCUCGCUGGCUUCCAGUCUUGAUACGUUGCGUAUUUGCCGCCAGUCUCUGGCUACUCGUAGCCCCCCUUCUUACGGCGUAUGUCUACCACGCAUGGAUGCAUCAACCGUCGGUGGUCUGGGACCGCUGCUCCGACUGGAGUCUCAUUCCUGGUGAUAUGGUAUCGGGGGCCGUCCUUGUGGGGGUCAUCAUUGUCAGCUUUUUAUCAAUAAUGAGUUUUAUUGACUUUUUGCGAGUGGAAUGGCACCCUGACGGUCGGCCCAGGCCGCGCUGGGGGGAAGAAGGACCGGAACCAGCCGUGGGGGAAGCCCCCGCUCCCGAUGAAAACGCCAUUGACAAUGCCGUUUGGGAUGCCUUCCAGCGACAGGUUGUGGAGCGACAUCGACGGCAACGAGGAAGAGCGGUACCUCAACGAGUCGAACAUGAACUUCUGCAAGCACAUGCGCCAGGACAGCCACGAACAGAGGAACGGUUCUCGAAUGAAAACGUGGAACUUGACGCAUCUGGAAGCGACUCGGAAUCGAGUUGGCAAGACGACGAUGACCGUGACGAUGAUGACGAUACGGUUUCGGAUGACGAGUGGAUCGAAAACGUUGAAGAAGACGACGAUAGCGUAAAUGAUGACAACGAUCGAGAUGAGCCACAGUUGCAUCCACCUGCUGUCCCCAUUGUCGACGAUCGAGACGACGGUGACGAAAAUCCUCAGGCAUUUGGUCGUAACAAUUUUGACAUGGACCCGGAUGACGGGAUGGAUAUGGAUAUCAACAUCGCACUCGAUGAGUUGUUGGGUGCACGGGGACCAAUAACUUCGGUGGUUCGCAAUCUUUUGUGGCUGCUGGCCUUUAACACUGUGUACUUGGGCUUUUUUGGAUUUACACCAAAAGUGCUGGGGACCAUAACGUCAACGAUCUUUAGAAAUACUACAGUAUGGUCACCCAUGGUUUUCACUAUUGUCACCAACGCUACGGUGCCCGAUGACACUCAAAUCGCAAAUGAAUCUCUGUCGAUUUGGACAGCGUACAGGGCCAUUGAGUCUGAGAGCGCAAGUGCCAAUACAACAUUUCGAUUGCACGAUCUUUUUUUGGUACUCUUGGGCUAUGCUUCGUGCGCUGGUAUGGUUGUUCUCAUUCGCUUUCUGUGGUUAGCGUCUCAAAAGAUUCGAGCUCUUCGGAGCGGGCGUGCUGACAACCCAGUACCCUUGCGUGAACUCCAAGAAGGGUUUGAGGAGAUGAAUCGAAUCAUGCGCAUGGGUCCUGAACAAAUGAACAUGGUAGAUGACAAUGUUGCCAUUCACGUUUUCCUUACCACGACUCUCGAUGCGACUUUGGCAAUUACGAAGGUCGGCGUACUUUUGUUCAUGAAGAUGUUUUUGCUACCUAUUUGGUUGGGUCUAUGCUUGGAUGUUUCUUCGCUCCCAAUCUUAGGAAGCUCGUUCGAGGAAAGAAUCGCUUACGCUGGGAAAGACUUAUUCUCUUUUCUCUUGCUUCAUUGGGUCGUGGGCAUAACCUUCAUGCUUCUAGUGACGGUAUCUGUCCUUCAGCUUAGGGAAGUAGUACAUCCUGAACUACUAGCGCAGACGAUUCGGCCACAAGAGCCCCAACCAGAUCUUCUUGGUAACUUAAUGAAUGAAAGCAUCAUUACGCAUAUGAAACGAAUGGUGCUUUCCCUUGUCAUCUACGUGGUGCUACUUGCUAUGUACAUAUAUCUCCCAAUUCAGGCAAUCAUGGCAAGUGGCGUUAGCGCAGACCUAUCAAUGGCACAACUCAAGUUCUGGUACCCUAUAAUGCCAGAGCUUCAGGUUCCUCUGGAGCUACUUACAUUCCAUCUUUGCAUGCUGGCACUUCUCGAAAAGCACAAGAACUCAAUCGGUGAAAUUCAGCAUUACUGGCUCAAAUUUAUAUCGAGGCUUGUGGGGUUGACAGACUCCCUGAUUCCCAUGCGCGUAGAUUGCUUUGAGUAUGUUGGAGUGCUUCCAAUAUUCGAGCAUGAAGCUGUCUCGCCUUUUUGGUCCAAGCUGGCAAAAAACGAGAAUGAGAGAGAGAAACUUCUGGAUGAAAGCGUAGCAACUUUUCUGAAGAGCGACAUUCCACGAGUCAAUAUAGGUCAGUCCAAAGCUAAUGGACAACGUGUUCUGGCAUCUAAAGACUAUGUUCGGCUUCCGGAUGUUCUUCCUGGUAGAUUGCUGCGCAGUCGUUCCGUUCUCAUGCCGACAACGAUUGGAAAGUAUCGUCUUCAACGAAUUCUCUCGCUCGACGGUACUCCCUUGAUUGAAAUCUGGAAAGAAGAACGAGGCACGCCCAUUGCACGUCCACCAGAAGGGUGGGAUGAUCUUGGCGCAGGAGGAGCUGAUGUUCAAGGACGCUGGGCCUGGGGACGGGAGAAGAAAUCCGUCGUUGAAGAAGCUAUUGCGCAUCGAGUGGAUUUUUUCGGUCGACAUAAAGCAUCAGUAUCCUAUUGGGCCGUAUGGGUUAAACUCAUUUUCAUGUUCUUCUCAGCGUGGCUGUCGACCACUUGUUUCAUUUGCAUUUCGCUUAUAUGCCCGUUGGCUUUUGGCCGAACUCUGUAUCAUAUACUCCAAGUACCUCAAGCCUACGUUCAUGACCCUUUGGCUUUCGUUGUCGGCUGUCUUAUCUUUUUCCCUGUGGCACGAUGUAUUGGACGAUGGAGUCUCUCUGGAGAGAACUCUCUGAUGCAGAGGCUCUUCUCAUGGCUGCGGUCUUAUAGACGCCCGCCCUCUGCCAAAGCAAGACUUUUGCUUGUCACAGCUAUUACAUGUUUCGGUCUUGCACCUGUCCUACUUGGCUUUAUCUAUCAUGCUCUCCUUGUGAAAUUGCCUCCUUUCUUUGCUGGAACACAGGAGUGGAUCGCACUCUCGCUUUUCUCAUCGUAUUGGGCAACCGGAUUUGUUUUGUUAUUUGCGUGGGCGCGGCUCUGUAUUGCUGAAGCAUUUACCAAAAAGUUUUGGAAAGGUCUAAUGGGAGCUGCUGGCGAUGUCGACGAUAACGAAGGCAAUGUCCAGAAUAGUUUACGGUGGGCUUGGCAAGGAAAGGAAGGGCGCGUAUCUCGGUUUACCAAGUGUUGGAGAAAGGUUGUCUUAACCUGGGAAUUUGACCAGGUGGAUCUGAAUACGCUAGUCGACGACGUUGCCACUCCUGUUAUCACUGCUCUAGCAAGAGUUGUAGUUCCAUACUGCAUUUUUAUGAUGCUAAUUGUCAGAACUUUUGGACUAGACCAGGUCACUGUUGCUACCUUUGGCCGAAUAGCAUUGGGGCUUCUGUGCGCCGAGGGAGUUUCACGAACUUGGAGGAUACAGUUUUCGAAUUGGCUUGAAGCCGCCCACCAAAUGGCACGAGACGACCGCUACUUGAUUGGCGAGAUGCUGAUGAAUUACGAUGGAUGA
Molecule: messenger RNA, 4032 nt
Organism: Phaeodactylum tricornutum CCAP 1055/1
Lineage: Eukaryota; Bacillariophyta; Bacillariophyceae; Surirellales; Neidiaceae
Exons: 3
Coding region: 1-4032 (1343 amino acids)
Cellular component (GO): endoplasmic reticulum membrane
Molecular function (GO): zinc ion binding
Source: RefSeq, a predicted model, not a curated record